Molecule: messenger RNA, 2856 nt
Organism: Chrysemys picta bellii (western painted turtle)
Lineage: Eukaryota; Metazoa; Chordata; Testudines; Emydidae
Gene: PTGR3
Product: prostaglandin reductase 3
Cellular component (GO): mitochondrion
Molecular function (GO): zinc ion binding
Source: RefSeq, a predicted model, not a curated record
GGCGGUGCCUGUAUCAGCAGCCUGCAGCUCCCCAGCUGCUCCUAAUAACAACAUUAGAAGAUUAGCUGCAACUUCUCUUUACUAUUCUAACCUUAUUGAUCUUAUAAUUUAUUCGUGUUUUCUUUCAACUUUUUUUAAGGGAUCAUAUCCGUCUUUUAUAAACCAGGGGCAUAGGGGUGGGAAUGCGGCACGGUUUUAUAUUUAUAUAUUUUAAAUCCCUUGCUAAAAUGCAGCAUGCAAACUAAAAAACAAACAUUUGAACGGAAUAUCUUGCAAAUCUGUAUUUUACUGAAAGUAAGAAAUUCCUGGCAGCGGUGAUCAGAUUUGGUUAUAUUAUUACAGAGGCAGGCAUGCAUGCAUGUGUUUCUGUGUUGUUGCAGAUCACACACAAACACAUGCACCCACAAUUUUUGCUGUAGCAGCAGCUUUGCAGGCGGGACUGUGUUAGGAGGUGAACUUUGUUCCUGUUUCAUGUUAGUGACGGUAAAUGAAGAUCAGCUCCAGGGGAUCAUCUUGCUGGUGGUGCUGCUUCUCUGGUGUUUCCGUGUUGUGGAGGGGCUGGGCUGGGAGGACGCAGACAGGCUGCAGCUUGCUACAUUAGACGUUAUUUACAUACACAAAUAGCUAUGUUCAGAGAGCCAGAGUGUCUCCUCUUGUGAGUUUGGUGGUGGUGGGUUUUGCAAGCUGUCCGAAGAAUCUUCUUAGCUGGACACCCCCCGAGGGUGAUGAGUGUGGGAAAGAGGUCUAAGGCUGGGAAUGAGUUUUAAUACAAAAAGCAGCGCUUUGCUGAGGUGCUGGGGAUCUCGGUUCUGGAGGAGGCGGCGGCAGCAGCUGUGUCCUCUGGAGGGUCCCUUCUGGUCCUGCUUUGGUGGUGCUCGGCCCCGGCCCAUAUUGGACAUGUCCUACUCCCGUCACUUUCUGGAUUUCCAGGGCUCGUCUAUCCCCAGCUCCAUGAAGAAGCUGGUGGUGACUAAGCUGAGCUCAAACUUCCGAGAGGCUGUUGCCCUGCGGCAGGACGCGCCUGUACCACUCCCGGGAGAUGGAGAUCUUCUUGUCAGAAACAGAUUUAUCGGCAUUAAUGCAUCUGACAUAAACUACUCAGCUGGCCGGUAUGACCCUUCAGUUAAACCCCCGUUUGAUGUAGGUUUUGAAGGUAUUGGUGAUGUGGUAGCCUUAGGCCUCAGUGCUAGUGCCAGAUACACAGUAGGCCAAGCUGUGGCCUAUAUGACACCUGGUUCUUUUGCUGAAUAUACAGUUGUGCCUGCCAAACAAGCAGUUCUUCUACCUUCUGUGAAACCUGAGUUUCUUACUCUAAUGCUAAGUGGCACUACAGCAUACAUCAGUCUGAAGGAGCUUGGACAAUUGUCUGAAGGCAAGAAGGUUUUAGUGACUGCAGCAUCGGGAGGAACAGGCCAGUUCGCUGUGCAGCUUUCAAAGAAGGCAAAGUGCCAUGUAAUUGGAACUUGCUCCAGUGAUGAAAAGGCUGGUUUUCUGAAAUCCAUUGGCUGUGAUCAUCCCAUCAACUACAAAACUGAAAAUGUUGGUGCCGUUAUUAAAAGGGACUACCCAGAAGGUAUGGAUGUAGUGUAUGAAUCUGUUGGUGGAAAGAUGUUUGACUUGGCUGUCAACUCCUUGGCUACCAAAGGGCGCCUGAUAGUUAUUGGGUUUAUCUCUGGCUAUCAAAAUCCUACUGGCCUUCAGCCUGUUAAAGCAGAAAUGUUGCCAGCAAAACUGCUGAAGAAAUCUGCCAGCAUCCAGGGUUUCUUCCUGAAUCAUUACCUUUCUGAAUAUAAAAUGGCUAUGGAGCACUUACUCACAAUGUAUGAAAGUGGAGAACUGGUUUGUGAGGUGGACCUCGGAGACAUGUCUCCAGAGGGCAAGUUCACUGGCUUGGAGUCUGUAUUCCGUGCUGUAGAUUAUAUGUACAUGGGAAAAAACAUUGGAAAAAUUGUAGUUGAAUUACCUAACUCUGUCAACAGUAAGCUGUAAAAACAGAACAAUGAUAUAAAUCAAGAGAGAGAAAAUAGGCACUUUAUGCCUCAGAAUUACUAGAAACCAUUUAUUUUUUAAAAAAACUUGGUAAAGGAUAGUAUAUUAAAACUGUAUUAAGUUGUUAAUAAAAAGUUUUGAUUAAAAAAAAUUAGCCAAUGCCUGUAGGACUUAACGUGCUUGUGUUUGAGUCUGUAACUUUUACAGGCAGUGGUGCUCAGGCUAAUACUAGAUAUGAACAUUAUUCUGGGCAAUUAGAAUAAAUGAUGAUGCAGAGGCUGCUCCAUCAGUUUCUUUGAUAAGAUUUUUAAAUCCUGUUUGGAAACAUUACAUUUCAUAUAGGUCAUUUCAGCAAUUUAGAUCCUGUGAUUUUAAAAAUAUCUUUCAUAUACAGCAAAACAAAACAUUUUGUUGAUGCUUUGUUAACCCUUAACAUUUCUGGGAAACCAAAGAUACUUUUUAUCUUUUUACUUUUUUGGGUUGCAAACUCAGUAAUGAUAUUAUGGCUACUUUGUGUAUGAUAAUCAGAUAUCAUUACAUGUUCUAUAUGGAAAAUGUAUCCAUUAGUUCUAACAUGGCAGAAAAAUGGGGGGUGGGGGGAAGAAGAGGGAGGGAGGGAACACAAUUAAAAAAAAAAUGACAGAGUCUGCAACUACACAUAACCCUGCCAUUUUCAUUCAAGCCUUUGGUUACCAUUUGGAACAGUCAUUUUAUACUUUUGCCGUGGUGUUUAUUAUCUUUAUUGUUUACCCUUUAUUCUCCCCAUUAACCCACAAGAUGGGCUAAUUGGGCUUUAGUUCUAAAUUGUGUUUACAUGUAUUGUGGUCCUUUACUUGUACUAACAAUUUAAUAAAGUGCAGAAAGCUA